CUCUAUGCACUCGUGCACUUCUUGCCACAGCGUCACUCUUCCCCAUCAUUAUCAAAGUGCAGCAGUUCUUGAUAGUCCCAGCAGACACGCACCUGAUAAGGCUGACUUUUUUUGUCUUCCCCCUUUGCAAAACAACUUUUAAAGUUGGGACUUUUGCAUCAGAUCCACCAACUCAGGAUGUUUCAGCUUUGAGGCAAAGGUACAUUUUUUGCAGAGAACAUGUUGAUUCUAUUAAGAGGUCCUCGUCUUUGGAAGCGUGGGAAGCCUGGGUCGGAGUCUUAGCGCGGCGAAGGGAACCCUCUUGAGGCCGGACAUGUAAGAACUUUAAAUUGUUUGCAAGAGUUGAUGCGUUAAACUUGUGAAUAAUGGAUGGCAACCUCAGCACAUUAGCGUCUGCCUUGGAGAACGUCACGUCCCCGUACCACCCUGCUGAGGGGUCCUGGAUCCUCCUGGUUUUGGUCACGGUCAUUGCCAUCAUAGUGGCGGGAAACCUGCUGGUUAUCAUCGCUGUUGCUUCUACGUCCCAGCUGCAGACCACAACCAACAUCUUCAUCAUGUCUUUGGCGUGCGCUGACCUCAUCAUGGGAGUCCUGGUGGUGCCCCUCGGAGCCACCAUUGUGUUGACGGGCAACUGGCAGCUGGACGAAGUCUCUUGCGAUUUCUGGACGUCGGUGGACGUCUUGUGCGUGACGGCCAGUAUCGAGACCUUGUGCGUGAUUGCGGUGGACCGCUACAUAGCCAUUACGAGGCCGCUCAGACAUCAGGUUCUGCUGUGUAAGUGGCGCGCCAGAGCGAUCGUUUGUUUAGUGUGGCUCGUUUCCGCCUUGAUCUCCUUCGUGCCGAUUAUGAAUGGCUACUGGCGCGCUGACGACGAAUACGAAGCCAGGAUGUGCUACGACGACCCCGCCUGCUGUGACUUUGUCACCAACCGGGCCUACGCCAUCGUCUCUUCCACAGUGUCUUUCUACGUUCCUCUCUUCAUAAUGAUCUUUGUCUAUGCGAAGGUCUUCCUCAUAGCCAGGCGGCAGGUGCAGCUCAUCGAUAAGAACAGGAUGCGCUUCCAGCACGAGUGUCCAACGCUGCAAAUGCAGGUUGAUCCCCACCACAACAACGUCUUCCAGUCGGUGAGCAUGGGGAAAAAGGGCGUCAGGCGAAGACCAUCGCGGUUGUUGGCUGUUAAAGAACACAAAGCCUUAAAAACACUGGGCAUCAUCAUGGGGACCUUCACCGUGUGCUGGCUGCCGUUCUUCGUCGCCAACAUCAUCAACGCCUUCGACCGGAGGAUCCCAUCAGACAGGAUAUUCAGACUUUUAAACUGGCUGGGCUACGUCAACUCCGGCCUCAAUCCCAUCAUCUACUGCCGCAGUCCUGAGUUCCGCGCGGCUUUCAAGAACCUUCUGGGCUGCCCGUGGCUGUCCACCCUGCGGCUCAACGCACUCUAUAAAGAAGUGAGGACUCGAUGUUCCUGCUUUUCGUGGCAGACCGAGCCCGGCCUGGCAGGCUCCUUCCAGAAAACUCCGACUGGUAGUAGCCUGGUUAGUACUCAAGGGAGCCACAGGAGCGAAGAGGAAUCGCCCGUUCCUCUCCAGUCCAACGGAAACACACUGUUCAGUGACUUGACACAACCUGAACCCAAAUUCUUUAUAUUGCAGGAAAAAGACGGAUGAGGACGGCAAAGUGUCACACUACUGAAGACAAGUGAAUCAAUAAAGACAAUGUGAUUCCCAGCAGCCAAUGAGGACGCUCCAAAGGGGUCCAGCACUGAGACGGGGCUGAGGGGACGCAAUGUGACGACAGUGAGACUUACUGCAUUAGAAUAAACUUAACUUAUUAAUUGGUCAUUUUCUUGCAAACCAAAAGGCACAUUUAGUGCGACUGAACGUGGUUUCAGUAAUAAGUUAUGUAUUUAUGAUACACACAUUUUACAGUAUGUAGCAAAACAUGUUGCAUGAUCAAAUGAACUAUUUUCACAGGAAGUUAUUUUAAUUGCACAAAUAUAAAAAGCUGUUCGGUGAGAUUUUCAAUUCUGGUGUCACUUUUCCGCCUGUGAACUCUUAUGAGCUAUUUCACUUGAUGCUUGUGUGGAUGUUGUAAAUCACCAUUAUUGAUUUUCAAAACAAUAAAACUUUCAGGGGAACAUAAA
Nerophis lumbriciformis (worm pipefish) is the source of this 2143-nucleotide messenger RNA. RefSeq names its product adrenoceptor beta 3a (gene adrb3a). Gene Ontology annotation, cellular component: plasma membrane. Gene Ontology annotation, biological process: positive regulation of MAPK cascade; adenylate cyclase-activating adrenergic receptor signaling pathway; norepinephrine-epinephrine-mediated vasodilation involved in regulation of systemic arterial blood pressure. Gene Ontology annotation, molecular function: beta3-adrenergic receptor activity; epinephrine binding. The record is from RefSeq and is a predicted model, not a curated record. Lineage: Eukaryota; Metazoa; Chordata; Actinopteri; Syngnathiformes; Syngnathidae.